AUGAGCAGCAGCAAUAACAUCAAUAGCGACAACAUACCCCCAACAAAAGUCGCCUAUCUUCACGAGGAGGCUGAAAGCCAAAAUGGCACUAAUACUGCUGUGGCUGGUGAUGAUGGUGCCCUAGAUGAUCUAGGCAUUAUCAAGAUUGAAGAGUCCAUUGGUUUAUUAUCUGAUGUCAACCAACAAAUGGCUACUGGGACCACCAAUGGUGAAGGAGUGUCACCUAGGCCCACAGUGUCGACACCCAGAAGAGGAGGCCGACGAGGUCUUCCCAGAUCACAUCAGAGAAUAUACACUGCAUCAUCAGCCACCACUGAUAAUGUUCUGGAAGAUGACGGCAGCAUCGUGGAAUUAUCCAAAAUUUUGGAGGCAAGGGAACCGGCUCUGGUGCACCAAGGACAACAGCAGCACACUGGCACAUCUGGAAUUAUUCAAGAAAAUAGAGUUGCAAUCUCUACGAUUGCGGCAGCCAGAGACCAGAAAAUCUCAACGCCAGGGCAAAAUGAAAAAACCACCGGUGCACUCGAUGAGCUAGACAUUAUCAAGAUUUCAGAGGCACGGACAAAAGCAGAGUCCCUGGCCUUGUUACCUGAAGUCAACCAACAAGUGGCUACUGGGACCCCCAAUGGGAUAAGUCAGGAAUCCACAGUCAACCAACCAGUGGCUACUGGGACCACCAAUCGUAAGCGAGCGUCACCUCGGCCCGCAGUCCUCAAAUUCUUACGCAAAAGGGCUACCACCAUCAAUCAAGAACAAAAACUGGAAGAAGGAAAUAUUACCGAUGGCCUAUGCAAUGAGCAUGUAGGUCAGGCUGCAACAAAUCAGAAUCCAGUUGUCGAUGAAAGCCAACCAGGUGCCUACUCGGGGGCUCCUGGGCUUCCCCCGCAACGGAAUCCGACUCCAAGAUUUUCUCAGUUAGGCAUUGUGGGAACCACACCAAUUUCUUCACCGUCAUUGGAAAUGGAGAUAAGUCAAGAAGAAUCAGCAGAGUUGCAAGCUACCAACAUGCCAGACAGUCAAACUGGUUUGAUGGUGGCCAAUCUUGUUGCCGACCCAAGCCAGGAGAAUCUACAGUUGACGGAAGCAUUACAAUUAAUCCGCGAGAAUAACAUUGAAGAGCAAAAAGUUGACAGGAGUAAGCGUGCCAUGCUGAGUGCAUCAAAAUGGCUGCUCUUGGGGGUCAUUCUCAUUGUGGCAGUUGUCCUGGUAGUGGUGCUAGGGACUAGAAACAAGUCAGCAACUAUAGCACAAGAAGCUGUAUCUAGUGCACCAACAACAUCUGUGAUGCCCUCCGUCUCCCCAUCAUCAAUGCCAACUAAGACACUACUGUCAGCCAGGUAUGAUAUCAAGGGGCUUUCAGAAAGUACAGCUGAGUCGAUUGGUAGGCCUGGUUCCCCACAACAACAGGCUUAUGACUGGACAUUUCAACACCCAGAAUUUGACGAAAUGCCAAAUUGGCGGAAACAGCAAUUGUUUGCAUUGGGGACCUUCUACUUUUCCUUUGAAAAUUGGCCAGAAAAUUACCGGUGGAUCGACUACAGCAAUACAGAAUGUUCGUGGACCACAGACCUGGACUCCCCAGAGGAAUCUGGCUCAACAAGUGCUUGGAGGCCACCAGGAUAUCGUGCGGGUUUCUUGUGUUCUUUUUCAUCAUCUUGCUGUCUACCUUCCCUUCCCUACCCUUUUGACUCAAACUGCAAUGAUGAAGGUCGUUUCUACUACAUGAAGCUGAGACUCGCCAUUUCUGGGACUCUGCCACCAGAAGUAUUCCUCCUCACUGGAAUCACAAUAUUUGAUGUUCGUGAUGCUGGCAUUACUGGAAGUAUUCCUUCGGAGAUUGGUAUGCUUUCCUUGAUGACAGACUUAAAUUUCGCCUCCAAUCAAAUCACAGGACAGCUUCCUUCAGAGAUUGGUUUUCUCACGGAUUUGGACUAUUUGAAUCUUGGCGGCUCCCUUCCAUCAGAGCUGGGCUUGCUGUCUUUCUUCCAGCGCAUCGACUUGGCAUUCAACCAGAUCACUGGUCCUUUGCCGUCUGAAUUGGGUAGCUUCACGAGUAUCACAAGACUGGAUGCCCGUUUCAACAACAUUUCAGGUCUACCUACUGAAUUGGGGCUCAUGACUGAUCUUUUGUAUCUAAUGCUUCGGGACAAUGCCAUUGCAGGAGCUCUCCCAAGUGAAAUGGGCAACUUGUCCAACAUGGCGUAUCUAAGCCUCGAGCGAAACUUGAUUAUUGGAGCGUUUCCAUCUACAUUCAAUCACUCAAGUGCACGUCAAUUUGAUUUACGAGACAAUAGAUUGACCGACAUCCCCACAGAAAUAGGGAACCUUGGAAACGACAUAGAGCAGUUGGACCUAAGCUACAACAAGAUUGCCACCUUGCCGAGUCAGUUAUUUCUCUUGACAAGCCUUUUCGUGCUUCAGCUGGAUGGAAACCAAAUAGAGCAUUUGCCAAAGGAAGUAGAACAGAUGACAAAUCUGGAUCCUUGCGGUGAGGGCUGGGAUGCGCCAGACCGGUAUUGGCUGACAUUGAACGGGAACAAGCUAGCAUCAUUACCUACAGAAAUUGGAAGUCUGACAAACUUGCGGUCUUGGAAUAUGGACAGCAACUCUAUUUCAUCAUUUCCUGGUUUUGAAUGGUCCAACUUGACACACUUGCAGUCAAUUCCGCUGUCUCACAACAUGCUAAAUUCUACAAUUCCAUCCGAACUUGGCCUCCUAGAUGAGCUUGCCGAGUUGGAUCUGUCAUCAAAUGUCUUGGUUGGGAGCAUACCUUCUGAGUUGGGUGGGAUCGUGGGAAGUGUUUCAAGGUGGAAUGAGACUCUCGGUGAAUAUGUUCCACAGGAGGUGCCAAGGGUUAAAAUACUCAAUUUGGGGAACAAUCUACUGAGUGGUUGGUUGCCAUCGGAGCUUGGCCUCUUGACGGAACUGAGAACUCUGGAUUUGUCCAACAAUUACAUGACAGGGUUUAUGAUGACUGAGCUGGGCAAUCUGACAAGUGUGGAAUUAUUGGAUCUUUCCUUCAACCAAAUCUCUGGUCCCAUCCCAACGGAACUUGGCCUACUGGAACAGCUAGCUAGAGUUCCUUGA
This is a messenger RNA of Seminavis robusta, 3087 nucleotides long. Lineage: Eukaryota; Bacillariophyta; Bacillariophyceae; Naviculales; Naviculaceae. The record is from the annotation of a GenBank genome assembly.